Messenger RNA from Lingula anatina, 3418 nucleotides. RefSeq names its product heat shock 70 kDa protein 4-like. Gene Ontology annotation, biological process: protein folding. The record is from RefSeq and is a predicted model, not a curated record. Gene Ontology annotation, cellular component: nucleus; cytosol. Gene Ontology annotation, molecular function: ATP-dependent protein folding chaperone; ATP binding. NCBI's taxonomy places the organism in Eukaryota, Metazoa, Brachiopoda, Lingulata, Lingulida, Lingulidae.
GAUCACGGAAAUACCCGAACGUAGCCGGCAUGACAAAAUUGUGUCAGUAAUCCAGAAAAUUCCUGAAAGUUCAUUCAUAGAAUUUUAGUGUAAAGAGUCACUUUAGCCGAUAAUUUAACUGGUGGUUGUGUUGGAAGAAAAUUCAAAAGGCUUCUGUUUAACUGGCGUGUCAAAGGAACAUUUUAUUCGUCACAAAAUGGCCUGUGUCGGCUUUGAUUUUGGGACAUCCUCGUGUUAUGUUGCUGUGGCAAGGCAAGGUGGAAUUGAAACAAUAGCUAAUGACUACAGUGAAAGGCGAACACCAUCUGUCGUUGCCCUUGGCGAGAAACAGAGAUUUCUAGGAGUAGGUGCCAAGAAUCAGGAAGCAACAAAUGUGAAGAACACAGUAUCAGAAUUCAAACGCCUUAUUGGCAGGAAGUUCAAAGAUCCGAUGGUGCAGAGAGAAAUAAAACACUAUCCAAAUGAAAUAGUAGAAGGUGUAAAUGGGUCUGUUGGCAUUAAGGCACGUUACUUAGGAGAGCAGCAUGUUUUCACAGCAGAGCAGUUAGGUGGUAUGAUGCUGACCAAGCUUAAACAGACAGCAGAGCACGGAAUGGGUACCAAAGUAGUGGACUGUGUUAUUUCGGUGCCAAGUUUCUACACUGAUGCUGAGAGGAGAGCUAUGAUUGAUGUGGCCAAGAUGGCUGACCUAAACUGCCUGAGGAUCAUGAAUGACACUACUGCAGCUGCCCUGGCGUAUGGCAUCUACAAACAGGAUUUGCCAGAGGAAGAGGCCAAGCCACGGAAUGUCGUCAUAAUCGACAUGGGUUAUUCCUCCCUACAGAUCUCUGUCUGUGCUUUCAACAAAGGAAAACUAAAGGUAUUAGCAACAGCUUGCGAUGCUUUCUUAGGUGGCAGGGACCUGGACAGACUUCUUGUGGAUCACUUUGCUGCAGAGUUCAAGGAAAAGUACAAGAUAGAUGUGAAGAGUAACGUGCGGGCAAUGGUUCGCCUGAAGACUGCCUGUGAGAGACUGAAGAAGUUGAUGAGCAGUAACACGGAGGAGCUGCCAAUGAACAUAGAGUGUAUCAUGGAUGAUAAAGAUGUCAGUGGGAGAAUGAAACGAGCUAAACUCGAAGAGUUAGCAGCCCCACUAGUAGCAAGAAUUGAGACAGUGAUGAGACAGGCACUACAAUUAUCAGGGCUGAAAACCAGUGAUUUAUAUUCAGUAGAGAUCAUAGGCGGGUCAUCCCGCGUGCCAAUAGUGAAAGAGACUGUGAAGAAAGUGUAUGGUCUUGAAGCCAGCACGACGCUGAAUGCAGACGAGGCAGUGUCGCGUGGGUGCGCCCUGCAGUGCGCUAUACUAAGCCCUACCUUCCGUGUACGCGACUUCUCAGUGACAGAUGCCCAGCCUUAUCCAAUUAAAUUAGUCUGGCAGGGUGUAAUGGAAGAUGAGAGUGAGAUCAAUGAGAUGGAAGUCUUUCCAAUGUUUCAUGCCAUCCCCUUCACCAAAAUGCUGACAUUCUACAGACGAGAUGCGUUCACACUAGAGGCUCAGUAUGGGGCCAGCACCGCCCUGCCUUACCCCACAGAUACCUUAGGUAGUUUUACCAUAAAAGACGUCAAAGCUCAGCCAAAGGGAGAAAGUGCCAAGGUCAAGGUGAAGGUCAGAGUGGAUAUUCAUGGCAUCUUCAAGAUAACCAGUGCCACAACCACAGAGAAAAUAGAAAAUGCUUCACAGGAAGAGCCCAUGGAGGUUGAUGAAAAGGUAGAGACAGUGCAAAAUGGCCCUAAAGAAGGAGAAUCUAGUCCUGCAGGUGGAGAGGCAAAACCAACAGAAAAUGCUGAAGAGACUCCAAUGCAAACGGAUCAACCUAGUGAAGGUCAAGUUAAAGAGGACGAAGAGAAGAAAGAAGAGAAGGAUGAGAAGAAAGAUGAUAAAAAAGAAGCAAAGAAGAACAAAGUGAAAGUGAAAACGAUAGACCUGUCAGUUGACUCUAAUGUGCCGGGAUUGGAUAAAAAUACUCUGAAUUUGAUGAUAGAAGAGGAGGCUAAAAUGAUCAUGAGUGACAAACUUGAGAAAGAACGUGCUGAUGCCAAAAACUCUGUAGAGGAAUAUGUCUAUGAAAUGAGGGAUAAGAUUUCUGGCCCACUGGAAGAAUUCCUCACGGAGAAGGACCGUGAACAGUUCUCUAAGAUUUUGACGGAGACAGAGGAUUGGCUGUAUGAAGAUGGGGAAGACUGCAAGAAAUCUGUGUACAUAGAUAAACUAGCUGAAUUAAAGAAACUUGGUGACCCUCCAGGGAAGAGAUUCCGUGAGUUUAAUGAAAGGCCUCAGGCAUUUGAACAGCUUGGUGGAGCGCUGCAGUUAAUCCGCAAGGCUUUGGAUCAAUACAAUGCCAAGGAUGAGAAGUAUGAGCACAUUGAGGCCUCUGAGAUGAAGAAAGUGGAGAAAUGCCUCAAGGAAAAACAGGAUUGGUUUGACAAACAGUUCAAUCUCAGCUCACAACUACCUAAACACAAAGAUCCAGCGGUAUUAGCAUCUCAGAUAAACUCUGAAAAAGAGGCACUGCAUAGACUGUGUUUCCCAAUAUUAAAUAAACCCAAGCCAAAGCCUAAAGAAGAGCCCCCAAAAGAUGACAAGAAAGAUGAAAAGACAGCAGACGCUGCAGCUGGCGAGCAGACGGUUGCUGGGGAGGGAGAUGGACAGAAAAGUGGAGAACAGAAUGAGCAGCAGCCACCUUCAGAAGCUAGCACAGCAGAGAUGGAACUAGAUUGAUACUAACUUCUCUUAGUAAUUACAUCACCUGAACUGGAAUGUGGGUCAUUUUUCUUUAAAGACAGACUGGAAAAUGUAAACUUCAGAACAUAAAUAUGGAAAAUUGCUGUAAAUUCAUAAACGGUGAACCCAGUUGGCAGGGAAUAUUCCAAUUGAAAGAUCUUAUGCAUGAUGACUGACAUGAUUAUUGGUCAGUUGAAUUCUUUUUUUCACUGAUUUGCUGUCUUACAACAGUAUUCUUUUCAGUGUUUUGUAGUUAGCUGCAACAGUUUCCUUGUAAAUGGUCUUGAAAUAUAGUCAAGGGAUGUGUAUACUCUGGAUGCUUCAAUCUAGACCACUCAGUAAAUAAAGCAAUUUUAUCACCAGUGAUUGACUGGUAAAUGAACAAAAUAGGCCCAUUCUCUGUUGAUCUCUCCCCACGUGCAAACUUUUCAAUAAAUAAUUUAAUGUGCAGUACAAACAUUCUAUUUAAUAACAAACCUGUCAUACAACUGGGUAUAUUUCUCUCUAAAUUACAGGUUGCAAAUGCAAUGUGAAAGCCGUCAUAAUAGUCUAAGCAGUGAAAAUUGACUGCUUUUGGUGUAGAGAUAAUUCUUAAGCAGUGUAAUUUAUUAACUUUUAUAUGUCAUCAAAAGCAUCAUAAAGUCUGUAUAUCAGAAA